CCGCCCAGAAUAGACGCAGCACGUGCGUCUAAAGCGACACACGCGCCGCGCGAUCCGGACUCGCACCGUUGUCUUAAAGCUCACCCUCAUUGAGCCCAACUCCACUUCAUCACACAAUCGCGUAUAACGACGUCCAAACGUAAAGCCGCCGUUUUCGUACGGGCUGGUUUCACCCCCACGUACCGCCACCGAAAACUAAUAGUAAACUAUUUUUAACUUCAUUACGGUGAAAGCAUUUAAUGCGUGUGAAUGUUUAUGUGAUGGCCUUGGUCGUGUCUCCGGCGAAAGCUUAUGAUAUUUCGUUCAAAAAUAAUGUUACGCUUUGUCUAGUUUACGGGUAACAUUGUCAUUUUGUGUCUUAAUACCUUAAUAAAAUACAGUAAUUACGUGCCUUAUCUUCGUAAAAUAUUUGUGAAUUUCGAGGCGUUUCGCAAAGUUAACGCGAAGUGUUCGUUGUUGGCGUGUGAGUCAUCGGCCCUAAUAUGCGAUGCUUGAAGCUCACGAUCCUCUUGGUGCUGUUUCUGACACCAGAUCCUGUCCCAGCCUGGCGAGCUGACAUAGUAAAAACUUGGGCAAGAAACUUGGGCGAAGAGAUAUGGAGACUCAGCGAAGCACUCACAAAAUCAGAUCAAAUCAGAAUCAAAUACAAACAAAUGAACGCGAGCGUAAAGAAGAAGGAUGGCAAACAAAUAUUGGAAUCGUCUCUACGUUCAGUUAGUACAAUGCUUACAAGGAAAAUUAACGCUGUCAAGUGCAUUCACGAAACAGCGAUACAAAUAGCAAGGAACUUCAAUUAUGUUAAAAAUGCAUCAGAAAUACAGGAUUUUACAUAUUGUUCGGCUAAAUACUCGAAUUUCACAUACGAGAUACCAGGAGACAAGCCCGUUUCAGAUGAAAAAUCUAAACCGAAGUUCACAAAGAACAAUCCACACUACACUACAGUAUCUCUAGUGAGGGAUUCGCAUUUUUAUGAUAUUAACGUCAAUACGAACCACAGCUGUGUGCACGUUCCGACAAAUAUAUUUUAUUUAGAGAAUAACGUCUUUAAUGCAAUAGAGUGGUCAAAAGAACUGAAUCAGGUAUUUACAAAAAACUAUCAGUCGGAUCCGUCUCUGUCGUGGCAGUACUUCGGUAGCUCUCACGGAGUUUUAAGGUUUUACCCCGGUAUGCCUUGGAAUACAAAGGAAGUAGAUACGUACGAUUGCAGAGUUAUGUCUUGGUAUAUUGAAGCCGCCACUUGUUCCAAGGACGUCAUCAUCCUCUUCGACAUAUCUGGUUCAAUGACCGGAUUCAAGAAUUACGUGGCAAGAAGAACGUUGCGGUCCUUAUUGGACACUUUGUCGAACAAUGACUACGUUAAUGUUUAUAAGUUUAACGAUACGGUAACCGAAGUUGUGAAAUGCUUUAAAGGAUUGGUUCAGGCCACUCCCGAGAAUCUUAAAACUAUUACCGCAACUUUAGAGCCUUUUGUCGACGCGGAAGGACACUUGAAACCUAAUGUACCUUUAGCAGGAAACGCCAAUUUAACGGCCGCAUUCGUGAAAGCUUUCGACACUUUAAAAGAGAGAAGAAAACAAUGUAAUGUGAGCAGUACACAGGGCUGUAAUCAGUUGAUUAUGGUGAUAACGGACUACGUGGCCGGGAAUCUUAGUGACGUGUUCGAAAAAUACAACAGAGUUGUCGUCAAUGGGAAAACGUAUACUCCUGUCAGGGUAUUCACUUACCUUAUCGGAAAAGAAGUUACAAAUGUACCAGAAAUAGAAUGGAUGGCUUGCUCUAACAGAGGUUAUUUUGUACACAUACAUUCUGUAGAAGAGGUGCAGCAGCAAGUGUUGAAGUACAUCAACGUGAUUGCCCUUCCCAUGAUCCUAGUGGCAGAGAAGCCACCUCCUACGUGGACCCACGCCAAUAUAGAUUACACGAGGACCGCGAAAUGGGAUGUCAGCGGUGAUAUCGAUAAGCCGGGUGAGGACAAAUUAGUGACUUCAGUGGCCAUCCCAGCUUUUGAUUUCAAAAAAGACGAUAACAGCAGUAAUGCGAGACUACUAGGCGUCGCAGGAACUGAUGUCCCCAUCGAUAGCAUAGCCAAAUUGGCUCAACCACAUCAGUUGGGAGUUAAUGGUUAUUCUUUUAUUGUGAGUAAUAAUGGAUAUUUGCUUCUACACCCUUUGCUCAUAACAUCGAUAAAUGGAAAUAUGCAAGACAAUUACAAUAGCGUAGAUUUCGUCGAAGUGGAACAAGUAGAUGACGGUAAAGGUUCACGCGAACUAGGGGAACAAAUUAAGAAAUUACGUGCAAGUCUGGUCGAUGGAGAAGAUGGCUACAUGAAGGAAGUUAAAGUUCUGUAUCAUUAUGAUAACAUGAGGCGAAUAGCGCGCGUCGAACACGAUUAUUUCUUUAAUCGACUUGUGGGAACUCCGUUUUCUAUGGGUAUUUCUUUGCCUAAGGGAUACGGAGACACGGAGCUUUUGCUUAAGGAUAAUCCUCUUGAGGCCAAACAAGGAAAGGCACUCACCGGAAUAAAUGUAACAGAUUAUUUCAAAUUUAGCUACAGAGUUCAUCCCGAUUGGGUCUACUGCAAGUAUCACUAUUUGGAAGGCCACGAAUCGGAGAAUGUGGAGUUGGAAGUCUGGAAAUUCCUUGUGAGGAUAUCCCACAACGAUCUGAAUAUUACAGAAGAACAGUACAUGCAAGAAACUGCGAAAGAAGUUCCCUGGUCCAUUGAAACGCACUGUGGCAACGCGACCCGGGAGUUAGGAGUCGAUGACUACUAUUGUAACGAGGAUCUAGUCAAACAACUCGUUUUUGAUGCUAAGUUAACGACUCCUUACUUCGAAAAUUGGGAUGCGACCAAUGAAGAAAUUAAUUUAGCUAAAAAAUACAAUGUUAGCGUCCGUUUCAUAGCUACAGCCAGUGGACUGACUAGAUGGCAUUAUAUAAAUGAUAAAACAAAAAACGAAAAGGUCAAUGACACUGGUUAUCGGCAUAAGGAGUACAAGGGGAAAGUAUUCGGCGAUAUUUAUUUCAACGCUAUCGAGGAAAACUGGUACAAAGCGGCAGUACUCCAGCACAUGAUCAACAAGGAGUCCCUAGUUAUAUCGACCCCGCUACCCAUAUUGGACGACAUCAUACAAAACAAGCCUCCGGUACAGAAUGAGGACGGAGACAUCACAGUGACUUCUACCUACGCAAUUUUUUAUAAAGACGGCGAAUCCGAGACUCCGGCUUCGGUUGUUGGAUUCGAAUAUUCAUAUUUGAGUUUCUAUGAUCGGUUCAUGGAAAUAACGAACGUCAGCUGGAGUGGCAGUAGGGAAGUAACAUGUAGCGGUGAAGAUUACGAUUGUUAUCUCAUCGAUAGCUCAGGGUACAUAGUUCUGUCCAAAGACAAGGAAGAAGUCGGCCAAUUCUUCGGGAUCGUCAACAAAUACGUCCUACAAUCAUUUCUGGAUCAGAAUAUAUUUCAACACGUUGAAGUUUUCGACUAUCAAGCUUUGUGUCCAAUAGACAUAUUGCCGGAGAAGAAUAAUUCAUGGUCGCUGGUGAAUACUUUCACCUUAGUCGGGAACAUCCUGCGAUGGUUGCUCGUGGAAACACUUUUCUUGCUAUCGAACGUUUACAACUGGAAGGAAUAUUAUGUUUACGGCGAAGUUAUGGAAAUUUAUGAAACAACGGAAGAGCCCACCACCACUGCAAUCCCACCAUUGAAUAACGGAUCUGAGGCUGCAAAGGAACCAGAAGAAAAUCCAUUCUCGUGUGACCACAUUAUAAAGCUGUUCAUAUUGAAUCAGACAUAUUUCUCGGAGGCAAUGGGCGCUUCGCCUGUCGUUUACAAGGACGAACCGGGGGAGUGCCACCCGGCGUAUUGGGCUUCGUUAGUGAAGAAAACAAAUUUACUACUUGUCGUUGUGAAAACUGAAAACAAACGUUAUCCUGAAACGUGCAAGGAGCCACCGAAUACAAAACCACGUCCGACCAGUGAGUCCACCGCCAGCCGCGAGCCCUGUCAUAAGUUGGAUUUAGGCGCCCUGCACAGACGACGUCUUGAAGAUUGCUUCACCUACCAUGAUGAGGAACGGCACAUCAUGGCGUGCGAUCACGCGAACAUUCUGGCAACUGACUCAAUUGUUUUGGGUAUAUUAGCUUCAAUAGCUAUUCUGUCAUACAAAACAUAUUUAUGAUGUUAAUAAUUGUGACUAGUUAGCAAUAGAUGAACCGCGUGACGUUUGUACCUUUGUUACUUUAUCAAUAAAACUUGUUGCA
Molecule: messenger RNA, 4260 nt
Organism: Bombyx mandarina (wild silkworm)
Lineage: Eukaryota; Metazoa; Arthropoda; Insecta; Lepidoptera; Bombycidae
Gene: Ca-Ma2d
Product: Ca[2+] channel Muscle-specific alpha2/delta subunit
Cellular component (GO): voltage-gated calcium channel complex
Molecular function (GO): voltage-gated calcium channel activity
Source: RefSeq, a predicted model, not a curated record